AUUUAUUGAAGCAAAUGCAGAUUCAUUCGUAUGUUUUUGUGAUGAAUGAACCAAUACAGCAGUCUUAUAGUCAACACAAAAGCAGAAAACAACGCAAUUGGUAUUCUUUUGUCUAGAUUAGUCAAUUUUAUUCGGAAAAUAAAAAGGAUAAAUGAUAAGUUUUCUUGGAAGUUUUUAUGUCGUUGAUAUUGUUCUUUCAUUGUUCCAUAUCAAAUCUUUUGGCGCACAAAAUUGAACGCAUGACAUUUGUUUCUUUGUUGGUUAUGUCUUCCAUUGAUGUUUCAAAAUAAAGAGUUGUUUUGAUUUCAGUUGAGAUUUUCGGCGUGUUUUUUGUUCGAAAACAUCUGCCCAAAUUCCAUAUACAAAUUAUGUAGAUCGGCGGAUCUAAAUCAAAUUUACUUUACGUUUUGGAAUUAAUUUCGAAAUUGGCGUUUAUUUUUUUUAUUGUUAUAUUUUUGUUAUUAUGUUGAUAAGACUAAAUUUACUGCGGAAUUGUCAGAGUUUGAGUGUUAAAUGGCCUGUAGAAUUGUUGGAGUCAGGGAAAUUGCGACGGCAUUGCUUGCGCUAUUGUAGUGAUAUCAAACGGAAUGAGGAACUUUUGUUUAGUAGCCAAAGUGCUGGCAUUCCAUCCGCAUUAAAAAUUAGGCAAACCAUUAAAAAUGGCUUCUACGACUUUGUCGAUGGAUUCACAUGCAUUCAGACGUCAUGUCCAACAUGCCUGCCGAAGCCAGAGAAAAAUUCAGACGAAAAACCGGCAGAACAAACGAAAAAUAACGAGAAAUGCUUGUUCAUCAAUAAAACGACUGGUGAUGUAGUGUGUUCAAAGUGUCAACACAUCUUUAGUUUUAGUACAUUCGAAAAGUUUUUUGCAAAAUCGCACCCUUCAACGUCCGAUAUGGAGCGUGCCCGUGAUUUGUUCAUGAGAUCAAAACCAAAGCCAAUCAUUUUAACGGCUGACGCGAUUCAAAAGGGAGCUGUGCCAGUCAAUGAGGUGCCAACUAAUGAGCUGUACGAAAUUAUACAUUUUUUAGGUUUGCAAAAGAUUGAACCGAGCAUCUUCCAAGGGAUACACGCUUUUUGCCAUAUUAAACGAAAAACAUUGUACUUCCCAAUGCUGGACGUCGAAUCGAAUAUUGUUGGAUACAAAAAAUUGUCACGUCGGGACGAUGGCAAAAUGAGCGAAACAACCGUACCCGAACAAAAUAGCUUUGGAGCUGUGAUAUUUUCGCCGAUGGUUAAACGCGGAUUUAGAGAUCAACGAACUGCCAUUCUAGUUGUAAAUAUGCUCGAUGCAAUCGCCUUACGCAUGGAAAAGAAUAAUGUGACAAUAAUUUGCCUUCCGUAUGGGUUCAAAGCGUUGCCACAGGAGUGCCUGCCAUUGUUGGAAUCGUAUCAAAAGUUGAUAUUGUGGUUUGAUUACAAUUCCGUUGGAUGGGAUAUGGCAAAAAUGUUUGCCAAAAAACUUGAUGAGAAGCGUUGUCAUUUCAUUCGGCCGACUGAAAGUAGCCCGACGCCAUACACUGCCAUUCAGCUAUCGAUACCGGCCAAGACCAUUUUAGCGGGUGCACAACCAAUUUUGCACAAGGCAGUCACAACAUUUCGAUCACUUCGCCAGGAUGUGCUCAGUGAUCUACAGAACAUUGAUAAAGUGCAGGGUAUCAAAUGGACGAGAUAUCCAGCGUUAAAUAAAUACCUCAAAGGCCAUCGACGCGGUGAACUGACCGUUUUAACGGGGCCUACUGGUUGUGGUAAAACAACUUUCAUGGCCGAGUAUUCACUUGAUCUGGCUAUGCAGGGAGUCAAUACACUGUGGGGAUCAUUUGAAAUACGAAACACACUUCUGGCCCGAACAUUGCUACAACAAAUGGCACGCAAACCGCUCGACGAACAUCUUGAGGAGUUUGACACAUGGGCCAAUACAUUCGAACAACUUCCUAUGUACUUUAUGACCUUCUAUGGGCAACAACCACUCAAAGUCGUUAUGGAGGCAAUCGAACAUUCACAAUACGUUCACGAUAUACAUCACGUAAUCAUCGACAAUUUACAAUUCAUGAUGGGCACCAGCAAUGAUCCACGCACCUUUGACAAGUAUUGGAAACAGGACGAAAUUAUCUCCUCGUUUCGUACAUUUGCCACACGUAGAAAUUGCCAUGUAACACUUGUUAUUCAUCCACGGAAGGAACGUAGUGACGAAGACCUAACGAUCAAUUCGAUCUUUGGUAGUGCGAAGGCGACCCAGGAAGCGGACAAUGUGCUCAUCAUCCAAGACAAGCGGUUGAUUUCAAUCAAGGGGAAAAAGUAUUUACAGAUCGCAAAAAAUCGUCACAGUGGCGAUUUGGGCAUAAUGAUGCUAGAUUUCGACCGAGAUGCUCUUAGCUACGCACCGAAGAAAUGAGGACAACAACAGAAAUUAAUCAGAAUUUACGACAAUGGCAUUUAUAUUACAACUAGCGAUCGACCGCUUGAAACCAGACUGUACAAAAUUACUUACGCAACGCCGUAGCCAUGCCGGCGCAAUGGGUGCAUUGCACCCUCCAAAAAUUUCAAAGGUGCAACAAAAUCGGAUGCAAAAUCGGGUUUCAAAGGUGCAACAAAACAAAAAUUUCGAUUUUGCACCCUCCAAUUUUUUUUCUGGCUACGGCGCUGUACUUACGGCUCAAUUAAUUUCAUUGAGUCGUAAUAUACUUGCAUUUAUAAUUUUUCUUUUCCCUCAAAUUGCAUAUAAACGAACGUUAUCUACAUAAAAAGAUCUUUAAUAAAACACAGAAAAAAAUACAAUCUCAACCGUGAGUAGGGUUAUUGAAAUCCAAA
Messenger RNA from Sitodiplosis mosellana (orange wheat blossom midge), 2811 nucleotides. It is a transcript of the gene mtDNA-helicase, whose product is annotated as mitochondrial DNA helicase. NCBI's taxonomy places the organism in Eukaryota, Metazoa, Arthropoda, Insecta, Diptera, Cecidomyiidae. The transcript is spliced from 5 exons. Gene Ontology annotation, cellular component: mitochondrion. Bases 464 to 2395 code for a protein of 643 amino acids. Gene Ontology annotation, molecular function: 5'-3' DNA helicase activity; single-stranded DNA binding; ATP binding. The record is from RefSeq and is a predicted model, not a curated record. Gene Ontology annotation, biological process: mitochondrial DNA replication.